AAAAAAAAAAUUGAAGCCCAAAUGGCCAUUCUACCCUUUUUAACCAAAUCUGGAAAACCCCCACCACCACCCCUACAAAAACCGCCACUUUCAAAGCACAAAGCAAAAUUCCUAGACCAAAAUGCCGCCACCACCACCACCCUUCCAUGCUCAAACCCAACUCUCUUCCUCGCUUUCACUCUCCUCACUUUUCUCAACCCGUGACCUGGACUAGGAAUUUUUUGCUACGUUGAGUGCUGAAAUGGAGCUUGCAAAAGGAAAGGGAAGUUUUAGGAGAAAAGAAGGGAAUGAGGAUUAUCAAAGGCAGAAGGAAGUGGUGGAUUUUGUGAGAAAUUCCGAGGCUUGGAAGCGAUCCGGUGGGAAAGAUCAUGUCUUUGUUCUUACAGGGAGGCAUAGUUCGAGAAAAUUUGUGGGACUUGCUGGUUAAUGAGCCUGGUGUUAUCAUGGAAGAAGGCUUCCCCAAUGCCACUGGGAGAGAGCAGUCCAUUAGAGGGAUGAGAACAUCAGAAUUCUGUUUGCAUCCAGCUGGGGACACCCCCACUUCUUGCCGACUUUUUGAUGCCAUCCAAAGCCUGUGUAUACCUGUUAUUGUAAGCGACAACAUUGAGCUGCCAUUUGAAGGCAUUUUGGAUUACACAGAAUUCUCUGUUUUUGUUGCAGGUGAUGAUGCCUUGAAGCCCACAUGGCUGAUGGAUCAUCUCAGAAGCAUUUCCGAGAAGCAGAAGGAGGAACUUCGUCGAAAUAUGGCUAAGAUCCAGCUGAUAUAUCAGUAUGAAAAUGGUCACCCAGGUGGUAUUGGUCCUAUUUCUCCUAAUGGUGCAGUGAAUCACAUAUGGAAAAAGAUACAUCAAAAAUUGCCUGUGAUCAAGGAAGCAAUUGUUAGAGACAAGAGAAAACCGCCUGGUGUAUCAAUUCCUUUGCGUUGCCAUUGUACCUGAACCAAAUCAAUUAAUUUUUGUUUAUUCAUGUAUUUUUUGCAGCCUAAUAGCUUUUGGCACGAUGCAUUAUACAAAGGCAGUUUAUUUCAUGUUUCAGGGGGGGAAUCGUUCUUCUGGUUUCACAUUUGUAAAUUUCGGGAUGCUAAAAGAGUUCUUAAACAGUGCACUCCACAGAAAUUUGCCAUUUUGUUAUCAUAAAUCAGCUUCCAUUAA
Populus nigra (black poplar) is the source of this 1151-nucleotide messenger RNA. RefSeq names its product probable arabinosyltransferase ARAD1. Lineage: Eukaryota; Viridiplantae; Streptophyta; Magnoliopsida; Malpighiales; Salicaceae. Bases 369 to 938 code for a protein of 189 amino acids. The transcript has 2 exons. The record is from RefSeq and is a predicted model, not a curated record. Gene Ontology annotation, molecular function: glycosyltransferase activity.